UGUGGCGGUGGUCAACAAACGUAUAAAUACAGAGAAAAUACAUACUUGCACGGUGGGUUUUCUUUUGCAGCUGUCUUAAUUUCACGUCGAUAGCCGAACCAGACGCCACUCUUAAUCUCGACGUUGACGGAGAUGCCGAGCGGUGGCGGCGGAGGCGGUGGGGGUGGCGGUGGGAAUGGAAAUCCACCGCCUUACAAACCCUACCGGCACCUGAAAACCCUAGAGGGUCACUCGGCGGCGAUCUCUUGCGUGAAAUUCUCCAACGACGGCACUCUUCUCGCUUCCUCCUCCGUCGACAAGACCAUGAUCCUUUGGUCGGCUUCGGAUUACUCGCUUGUCCACCGGUACGAAGGCCACGCCAAUGGGAUCUCGGAUCUCGCUUGGUCCUCCGAUUCGCACUACAUCUGCUCCGCCUCCGACGACUGCACUCUCCGCAUCUGGGACGCGCGCGCUCCGUACGAGUGCCUCAAGGUGCUCAGAGGCCACACCAAUUUCGUAUUCUGCGUUAACUUCAACCCUCCGUCGAAUCUCAUCGUCUCGGGGUCAUUCGACGAGACGAUUCGGAUCUGGGAGGUGAAGACGGGGAAGUGCCUUCGAGCGAUUAGGGCUCAUUCGAUGCCGGUGUCGUGCGUGCACUUCAAUCGGGAUGGUUCGUUGAUCGUGUCGGGUAGUCACGAUGGUUCGUGCAAGAUAUGGGACGCGAAAGAAGGAACUUGCUUGAAGACUCUCAUAGAUGAUAAGGUUCCUGCCGUCUCCUUCGCCAAAUUCUCGCCCAACGGGAAAUACAUCCUCGUUGCCACUCUCGAUAGCACUCUCAAGCUGUGGAACUACGCGUCGGGGAAGUUUCUGAAAGUGUACACAGGUCACACGAACAAGGUGUACUGCACCACGGCUGCAUUCUCGGUGACAAACGGGAAGUACAUUGUGAGCGGGUCGGAGGACAAGUGCGUAUACCUGUGGGAUUUGCAGCAGAAAACGAUGAUACAGAAACUACAAGGCCACAGAGACGUCGUGAUCUCGGUGAGUUGCCAUCCCGUUCAGAAUGCAAUCGCUUCUUGUGGCAACCACUCCGACAAAACUAUCAGGAUCUGGAAACAAGAUCCUUGAGGUUCUCUACCUGUUACCCUUUGUGAUCAGUUCUUUAUGUACUGAACUUGUAAAUGCUACAAGUUAUGGAAGAAGAAGAUAGUGCCAAUAUUAAAUGGGAACAUAAAUAUUAUAUUA
Molecule: messenger RNA, 1224 nt
Organism: Tarenaya hassleriana
Lineage: Eukaryota; Viridiplantae; Streptophyta; Magnoliopsida; Brassicales; Cleomaceae
Product: COMPASS-like H3K4 histone methylase component WDR5B
Exons: 2
Coding region: 133-1107 (324 amino acids)
Cellular component (GO): Set1C/COMPASS complex
Molecular function (GO): histone binding
Source: RefSeq, a predicted model, not a curated record